AUGUCAAGGGCAAGUAAACUGUCCACUGUCACUAUCAACCCACCUGAGCGUAAACUGCCCACUGAGACUGUCCACUUGGCUGUCAAUCAGAGUACACGGUUCACUUUGGCUGUCAACCAGAACUGUCAACCAGAGAGAACACUGUGCACCCAGAUUGUCAACCUGGGAGUACACUGUCCACCUAGACUGUCAACCAGAGAGUACACUGUCCACCUAGACUGUCAACCAGAGUACACUGUCCACCCAGACUCUCAACCAGAGAGUACACUGUCCACACAGACUGUCAACCAGAGAGUACACUGUCCACCUAGACUGUCAACCAGAGAGUACACUGUCCAACCAGACUCUCAACCAGAGAGUACACUGUCCACCAAGACUCUCAACCAGAGUAAACUGUCCACCCAUACUACCAACCAUAGAGUACUCUGUCCACCAAGACUGUCCACCAGAGAGUACACUGUCAACCCAGACUGUCAACCAGGCAGUACACUGCCCACCCAGACUGUCCACCAGAGAACUGUCAACCAGACAGUACACUGUCCACACAGACUGUCAACCAGACAGUACACAGUUUACCCAGACAGUACACUGUCCACCCAGACUGUCAACCAGACAGUACACUGUCCACACAGACUGUCAACCAGGCAGUACACUGUCCACCCAGACUGUCAACCAGAGUACACUGUCCACCCAGACUGUCAACCAGAGAGUACACUGUCCACCCAGACUGUCAACCAGAGAGUACACUGUCCACCUAGACUGCCAACCAGACAGUACACUGUCCACCCAGACUGUCAACCAGAGAGUACACUGUCCACCCAGACUGUCAAUCAGGGUACACUGUCCACCCAGACUUUCAAACAGAGUACACUGUCCACCCAGACUGUCAACCAGAGAGUACACUGUCCAUCCAGACUGUCAACCAGACAGUACACUGUCCAUCUAGACUGUCAACCAGAGAGUACACUGUCCAUCCAGACUGUCAACCAGAGAGUACACUGUCCACCCAGACUAUCAGCCAGAGAGUACACUGUCCACCAAGACUCUCAACCAGACAGUACACUGUCCACACAGACUGUCAACCAGAGUGCACUGUCCACCCAGACUGUCAACCAGACUGUACACUGUCCACCCAGACUGUCAACCAGAGUACACUGUCCACCCAGACUGUCAACCAGAGAACUGUCAACCAGACAGUACACCGUCCACCCAGACUGUCAACCAGGCAGUACACUGUCCACCCAGACUGUCAAUCAGGGUACAAAGUCCACCCAGACUGUCAACCAGAGUACACUGUCCACCCAGACUGUCAACCAGAGAGUACACUGUCCAUCCAGACUGUCAACCAGAGAGUACACUGUCCACCUAGACUGUCAACCAGAGAGUACACUGUCCAUCCAGACUGUCAACCAGACAGUACACUGUCCACCCAGACUGUCAACCAGAGAGUACACUGUCCACCCAGACUGUCAACCAGAGACUACACUGUCCACCCAGACUGUCAAUCAGGGUACACUGUCCAUCCAGACUGUCAACCAGACAGUACACUGUCCACCCAGACUGUCAACCAGACAGUACACUGUCCAUCCAGACUGUCAACCAGACAGUACACUGUCCACCCAGACUGUCAACCAGAGAGUACACUGUCCACCAAGACUCUCAACCAGACAGUACACUGUCCACACAGACUGUCAAUCAGAGUACACUGUCCACCCAGGCUGUCAACCAGACAGUACACUGUCCACCCAGACUGUCAACCAGAGUACACUGUCCACCCAGACUGUCAACCAGAGAGUACACUGUCCACGCAGAAUGUCAACCAGAGAGUACACUGUCCACCCAGACUGUCAACCAGACAGUACACUGUCCACCCAGACUGUCAACCAGAGAGUACACUGUCCACCCAGACUGUCAACCAGACAGUACACUGUCCACCUAGACUGUCAACCAGAGUACACUGUCCAUCCAGACUGUCAACCAGACAGUACACUGUCCACCCAGACUGUCAACCAGAGAGUACACUGUCCAUCCAGACUGUCAACCAGACAGUACACUGUCCACCCAGACUGUCAACCAGACAGUACACUGUCCAUCCAGACUGUCAACCAGACAGUACACUGUCCACCUAGACUGUCAACCAGAGAGUACACUGUCCAUCCAGACUGUCAACCAGAGAGUACACUGUCCACCCAGACUAUCAACCAGAGAGUACACUGUCCACCCAGACUGUCAACCAGAGUACACUGUCCACCCAUACUGCCAACCAUAGAGUACUCUGUCCACCAGAGAGUAAACUGUCAACCCAGACUGUCAACCAGGCAGUACACUGCCCACCCAGACUGUCAACCAGAGACUACACUGUCCACCCAGACUGUCAACCAGAGUACACUGUCCACCCAGACUGUCAACCAGAGAGUACACUGUCCAUCCAGACUGUCAACCAGACAGUACACUGUCCACCUAGACUGUCAACCAGAGAGUACACUGUCCAUCCAGACUGUCAACCAGACAGUACACUGUCCACCCAGACUGUCAACCAGAGAAUACACUGUCCAUCCAGACUGUCAACCAGACAGUACACUGUCCACCCAGACUGUCAACCAGAGAGUACACUGUCCACCCAGACUGUCAACCAGAGACUACACUGUCCACCCAGACUGUCAACCAGAGAGUACACUGUCCACCCAUACUGCCAACCAUAGAGUACUCUGUCCACCAAGACUGUCCACCAGAGAGUACACUGUCAACCCAGACUGUCAACCAGGCAGUACACUGCCCACCCAGACUGUCAACCAGAGACUACACUGUCCACCCAGACUGUCAACCAGAGUACACUGUCCACCCAUACUGCCAACCAUAGAGUACUCUGUCCACCAAGACUGUCCACCAGAGAGUACACUGUCAACCCAGACUGUCAACCAGGCAGUACACUGCCCACCCAGACUGUCAACCAGAGACUACACUGUCCACCCAGACUGUCAACCAGAGUACACUGUCCACCCAGACUGUCAACCAGAGAGUACACUGUCCAUCCAGACUGUCAACCAGACAGUACACUGUCCACCUAGACUGUCAACCAGAGAGUACACUGUCCAUCCAGACUGUCAACCAGACAGUACACUGUCCACCCAGACUGUCAACCAGAGAGUACACUGUCCAUCCAGACUGUCAACCGGACAGUACACUGUCCACCCAGACUGUCAACCAGAGAGUACACUGUCCACCCAGACUGUCAACCAGAGACUACACUGUCCAUCCAGACUGUCAACCAGACAGUACACUGUCCACCCAGACUGUCAACCAGACAGUACACUGUCCACAGAGACUGUCAACACUGUCUAUCAAGGCUUUAUUAUACCUUAUCAAUACCAAAGAUUGCUUCUUUAG
Mya arenaria is the source of this 3387-nucleotide messenger RNA. RefSeq lists its product as uncharacterized. The transcript has 5 exons. Lineage: Eukaryota; Metazoa; Mollusca; Bivalvia; Myida; Myidae. The coding region runs from base 1 to 3387 and encodes 1128 amino acids. The record is from RefSeq and is a predicted model, not a curated record.